AUGAAGCUCACCGCUGGCUUGCUUCCUGCUCUCGCCCUGAGCGCACAUGCGUUCACCAUACCUUUCAUUGCUCAGUCUCACUUCGACGUCAACGACAUCCUCGCCCUCGUAUCAAAGCUGUUCCCCUUCGAUGUCACCUUAGAGGCUGCUCAGAAACUGAAUGUGGCCGCAGAGGAAGCACUCGCACUGGCUCUGGGGUUCAAGACGACACGGCAGGACCUCAACGACGGGACCUGUGGUGAUCUGUUGGUGGUAUUCUCAAGAGGAACGCAGGAACCGGGAAAUGUAGGAGCCCUGGUCGGACCGCCCUUUUUCAAGGCUCUGGAGGGAGCCUUAGGCAGUUCUCAUACGCUGGGCGUGCAGGGCGUCGACUAUGAUGCGACGGUCACAGACUACCUGGAAGGCGGUGAUCCGGAAGGAAGCCAGGAGAUGGCCUCACUUGUGACCAAAGCCUUGAGCUCCUGUCCCAACUCGAAGAUCGUACUGAGCGGAUACUCUCAAGGUGGGCAACUGGUCCACAACGCAGCCAAAUUGUUGCCAGCAGAGACCAUGCAGGCAGUCAGCUCGGUUGUGAUCUUUGGGGAUCCAGACAGCAGCCAAAGUGUGGAGAAUGUGGAUUUGGAGAAAGUCAUGGUAGUAUGUCACCAGGGGGAUGAUAUCUGCCAAUUCGGCGACUUAAUACUUCUUGAUCAUCUGACCUAUGCUCAAGACGCAGAUACGGCGGCUGCGUUUGUCGUGUCUAAAGCAGGGUUUUGA
This is a messenger RNA of Diaporthe amygdali, 756 nucleotides long. Its product is annotated as cutinase. Gene Ontology annotation, biological process: carbohydrate catabolic process. The coding region runs from base 1 to 756 and encodes 251 amino acids. The record is from RefSeq and is a predicted model, not a curated record. NCBI's taxonomy places the organism in Eukaryota, Fungi, Ascomycota, Sordariomycetes, Diaporthales, Diaporthaceae. Gene Ontology annotation, cellular component: extracellular region. Gene Ontology annotation, molecular function: cutinase activity. The transcript has 3 exons.